Molecule: messenger RNA, 2101 nt
Organism: Sinocyclocheilus grahami
Lineage: Eukaryota; Metazoa; Chordata; Actinopteri; Cypriniformes; Cyprinidae
Product: dysbindin-A-like
Exons: 10
Coding region: 358-1458 (366 amino acids)
Biological process (GO): platelet dense granule organization; neuron projection development; anterograde synaptic vesicle transport
Cellular component (GO): neuron projection; plasma membrane; BLOC-1 complex
Source: RefSeq, a predicted model, not a curated record
CGUUCACUCUCAGUUUUAGGGGGCGUGUGUUUAACUAGUAACGUACAGGAAGGGAUCACGUUAGUACAGCUAUCCGACGGACAACGAGAAAUAAUAUUUUUAACUUCAGACAAACUGGGUGUGAAAAUAAUAUAGUGAUCCAAAUCCACUUGAGAAGACAAAACAGUGGCUGCAUGAAUAAGCCAACUAAGUUAGUCCUACAGACAUUGUCCGACGGAGCAAAGCCCACAUCGGGACAUUAGGACAUUGUCAUCUGACAAAGGAUGACUGAAGCCCUCGUGAAAGACUGUAAGCAAACACAGAUCUAAUCGAAAUGUCCUCCACGCAUGCAUAGAAGGAUUAAAGCAGCUCAAGGACAUGUUUGAGAAUUUCAGAGAGAGACUGCAAACGGUGCAGCAGGACUUCACAUCAGGAAUCAAGACCCUAAGUGACAAAUCCAAGGAGUCGAAAGUGAAGAAGAAACAAAGAAGAGAUGAAUACUUUCCACAAUAUUCCGCUGGAGUCGAGUUGCUCAGUCGAUAUGAAGACACUUGGGUGGCUCUUCAUAAACGGGCUAAAGAGUGUGCUAAGGCCGGGGAAAAGGUGGACGGGGAAGUCGUGAUGCUGUCUGCACACUGGGAGAAGAGACGAGGAGCAGUGCUGGAACUGCAGGAACAGCUGCAACAGAUCCCUGCUUUCCUCUCGGACCUGGAGACUGUCACCUCACGUAUCGCUCAUCUUGAGGCUGACUUUGAGGAGAUGGAGAGUCGUCUGCUGUAUCUCGAGGAUUUGUCUGCUCAAUGUGAGCAUCAGCGCUUCAAGCACCUUCAGAUCCUGCAGCUGGAAAACUAUAAGAAGAAAAAAAGGAAAGAGCUUGAGUCUUUCAAAGUGGAGCUCGAUACGGAACAUGGCCAGAACGUGCUGGAGAUGGAGCAUGCGCAGCAUGUCAAGCUAAAGGAGCGGCAGAAGUACUUUGAAGAGGCAUUUCAGCAAGACAUGGAGCAGUACCUCUCCACAGGAUACCUCCAGAUCACCGACAGGAGAGAUCCAAUAGGCAGUAUGUCCUCAAUGGAGGUGAAUGUUGACCUCCUGGAACAAAUGGAUCUUACGGAUGUGUCCGAUCAUGAGGCUUUCGAUGUCUUCCUCAGCUCCGUAGGGGAAGAGAGCAGCACUCAGUCUCCUGACAUAGGUGGUCCGGCUCUGGAGCCUGGCUCGUCCCCCUCAGAGAUCAGCCUGAAGGUGCCUUCAAAGACAGAGCUACAGCACACCGUCUCUUCCGUCUCCUCCUCCUGCACCGACACCAUCAGCGGCGUGACCGAGGGUCCGGAUGAAGAGGAUGCCAGCGAGGAGAGCUGCAGCGGAGACUCUCCACUGGUCCAGUCAGAUGAGGAGGAGGUACAUGCUGACACAGCCCUCAUGGGCCUCCCAGAAAUGGAGCUGCUCAAAAGCUCAGACGACAGCGACACACAGGCCCCCUAGUGGCCACGGAUUGCAAACGCACUCGUUUAAGUUGGUUUCUGGAUGAAAACCUGAUGUUUUACAUCAAGGCCCAGACAGAAGGAGUGCUGAAAACCAGCCAGGUGUUUCUUCAUGGCUUAAUGCAACACUUUGAGAUGAAGAUUUUGGAGCCUUAUAGAACGCUGUUUGUGCUCAGCCUAGAAAGCUGAGCUCUUUCUGACUCUUAGCACUGUGAUUUUUGUUUUAUUCUUUCCCAAUACAAAAAAUCAACUCAAUGUAUGACACAAUUCUUCGUAUUACCUAUUGCAUCAGAAUUAUAUAAUAAUAAACAUUUUACAGUGUUCCCGCUAAUAUCCCUGAUGUAUGUUGCAUGAAUUUGUAAUGCGGAGCUCAUUUUUGCAUAUGACAUUAUUGAGCUGAAUAUAAAAUAAAUAUACCUUGAAAUAAGAGGGGCCUCAAAGACAGUCUCAAUGUGGAACUGAUAUUUCAUAUCAUAGUGAUCUAAGGCAAAUAUCUUCCACCGAGUCUUUGAUAUAAAACUAGCUGGGAACAUUGUUGUUCAGUUAAUGUUAAUAUAUACUAAAUAUUAAAAUCAACAGCCAGUAAUAUUAAUGUACCUGCGCUAACAUGAACUAACAAUGAACAGUUGUAUUAUUUUAGAUCU